Messenger RNA from Monosiga brevicollis MX1, 2790 nucleotides. RefSeq lists its product as uncharacterized. Gene Ontology annotation, biological process: ATP synthesis coupled electron transport. Gene Ontology annotation, molecular function: NADH dehydrogenase (ubiquinone) activity; iron-sulfur cluster binding. Lineage: Eukaryota; Choanoflagellata; Craspedida; Salpingoecidae. Bases 14 to 2203 code for a protein of 729 amino acids. The transcript has 4 exons. The record is from RefSeq and is a predicted model, not a curated record. Gene Ontology annotation, cellular component: membrane.
CAAAAGAACCACCAUGGCGGCGACACUACUGGUCAAGGCGGCCUCCCGCCGGUCCCUGGCAAAUGGCAGCGCGAUGCUCCGACUGGGCGUAAAUGCAGCCGUGCGCCAUCAGUCAACUGAGAACAAGCUUGUCCGCGUCUUUGUCGAUGAAACGGAGGUUCACGUCGAGCCCGGAACCACCAUCCUUCAGGCAUGCGAAGAGGCCGGUGUCCAGAUUCCUCGCUUUUGCUACCAUGACCGCCUUUCCAUUGCCGGCAACUGCCGCAUGUGUCUCGUCGAGGUUGAGAAGAGCCCCAAGCCCGUCGCCUCGUGCGCCAUGCCCGUCAUGCCUGACAUGCGCGUCAAGACUGACUCCCCCAAGACCAAGGCUGCCCGCGAGGGUGUGAUGGAGUUUCUCUUGGUCAAUCAUCCUCUCGACUGCCCUAUCUGCGACCAGGGUGGCGAGUGUGACCUUCAGGAUCAGUCGAUGGCCUUUGGCAGCGAUCGUAGCCGCUUCCACCCUCGUGAUGGCAAGCGUGCGGUCGAGAACAAGAACAUUGGCCCUCUCAUCAAAACCAUUAUGAACCGUUGCAUCCACUGCACACGCUGUGUCCGCUUUGGCUCUGAGGUGGCUGGUGUGGACGAGCUCGGUACGACCGGUCGCGGCAACAGCAUGCAGAUUGGCACCUACAUCGAGAAGAUGUUCCACUCUGAACUCUCUGGCAACGUCAUUGAUCUUUGCCCCGUCGGCGCCUUGACCUCCAAGCCCUACGCCUUUACUGCUCGUCCCUGGGAACUGCGCCGCAUUGAGUCGGUCGAUACUCUGGACGCCGUGGGCUCAAACAUUGUCGUGAACACCCGCGGCGGCGAGGUCAUGCGUAUCCUUCCUCGCGUCAACGAUGAUGUCAACGAAGAGUGGAUCUCCGACAAGACACGCUUUGCUUACGAUGGCCUCAAACGCCAGCGUCUCACUACGCCUUACGUUCGUGGACCGAACGGCAAGCUCCAGGCCGCCGAGUGGGAAGAGACCCUCGAGCGCGUUGUGGAAACGCUCGCCAGUGUCGAUCCCAGCAAGAUUGCCGUUGUGGCUGGCGGCCAAGCCGAUGCCGAGGCUCUUGUGGCUCUCAAGGACCUCAUGAACGUGACUGGCGUGGAGCGUCUGUACACCGAGGAGCGCUUCCCCAUGGGCUCGGGUGGCACUGACUUUCGCAGCAACUACAUCUUCAACAACGGCAUUAACGGCAUCGAAGAGGCCGACUUGGUCGUCUUGGUCGGCACCAACCCCCGCUUCGAGGCCCCCCUCGUCAACACUCGCAUCCGCAAGGCCUUUGUCCACAACGAGCUCGACGUGGCCCUGGUGGGCGAGGACGUUGAUCUGACCUACGAGCAUAAGCACCUUGGUGCUAGCGCCGAUGUGAUUGAGCAGAUUGCCCAGGGCAAGCACGCGUUUAGCAAGCGCUGGGCCGAGGCCAAGCGUCCCAUGCUCAUUGUCGGUGCCGGCGCCCUGCAGGGUGAGGACGCCGAUGCUCUCUUCGCUGCUUGCCAGCACCUGGCCUCCACUUCCAAGUCGUUCGACAGCGCCGACUGGAAGGUGCUGAGCACCCUCCAGCGCCAAGCCGGUCAGGUUGCGGCUCUUGAUCUGGGCUACGUGCCCCAGCCCGACCUCAAGGAUGCCGAGGUUGUGUACCUCAUGCACGCUGACAACGUUGAUGCUGAGGAGCUCAAGGGCAAGACCGUGAUUUACCAGGGCUCGCACGGCGACCGUGGCGCUGCUCUGGCUGACAUUAUCCUGCCCGGCGCUGCCUACACGGAGAAGGAUGCCACUUUUGUCAACACUGAGGGCCGCUCGCAGAUGACUCGUCGUGCCGUGACGCCCCCCGGCGCUGCACGCGUGGACUGGGAGAUUGUCCGCGCCAUCUCCUCCUUCGCAACACAGCAGCUGCCUUACGAUGACAUUUUCACCUUGCGUGCGCGCAUGGCUCAGGUCGCGCCUCAAUUGGUCAAGUACGAUCAGUUGGAGCCGGCCAACUUUGCCCAAACGGCGGCCAGCAUGGCCACCAAGCAGGCGGUCAGCAAGACGCCUCUCACGGUUGAGCAGAAGGAGCUCCGCGACUUUUACAUGACCGACCCCAUCUCUCGCGCCUCAGUGACCAUGGCCAAGUGUGUCAAGGCGACCCAACAUGUCGACGCUGACAAGAACUACAAGCGCACCGCCACGGCUUAAGAAGUGUGCCCAGCUCUCCUUUUUUUCUCCUUUCACCUGUAUAUGCUUCCAGAUCAAUAAAACUCUGUGCAUCCGCGAGGCGGUCUAGAGCUUAUUUCUGGUGGCUUUUUGUUCGGACCCGCUGGUCCCACGGGCGCGGCGGAUUGGUAUCUUUCAUGCCCAUGACUCUUGUUUUGUCCUUUUCCUUAACUUGUUUAGCAGGUUUUGUUGAUUGCCGUUUUUUUCUUUUUCCCCCGCUUUUUUUUUGCCCUCUCAUUUUUUUUCACCUGCCCGGCGUUGUGUAAACCACCUUGACGUCGAGUUUUGUCCCUCCCCAUCUUUUCUCUCCCUUGUCCUCUUGCGCUCGCGCUCUCCCUUCCUGCCUCUGGUCUCGUUUUCGAUCCUUCUUUCAUUUCUUAUCCCUUCCACCUUCUCCUCGGCGUCAUCGUGGUGAUUCUACUGCAUGUUGUCAAGAAGGCACGAGGGUGGGGACCCAAAGGGCUGGACGCGUCUUCUCCGCAAGCCGAGCUCUGUCGGACGCAACGCAGCACGGUCCUUUGCUGAUGAAAAAUGAUGCCUUGGCCGGAAAAUUAAGUCUACAAACAAUG